CGAGAAUCAGUCGGUCGCCGGCGACCGUUAACGCAUGUUCGUGCCACUAAUUGAGAUCAAAACGCGACACAUGUGCUUACAAUACUAACUAUAAAAAAGUUACGUAAAACCCAAAUGUGUCACACAAUUUUUUCACAAAGAAAAUAAGUGUUGAAGUUAACAAGUUAAAAAAAGUGUUUUAAAUUUAUACACUAAAAAUAAAAUCUAUUCAAGUAAUAAUUAUUGAGAAAUUAAAAAUAAAUAACAAUUUUCUUUAAUUUAUUAUUUUAAUAUUAUUUAAAUAAUAAUAUUUCAAGUUGAUUGCGCAAGAGUGUUUCCCAGGAAAAUCGAUCCAGUACGCCCUAAAACCUCGACGUCGUUUGUCGUCAUCGUCACCGAAACCAACCAACAUCAACAAAAAAAAUGCACGUGUUAAUUGUCAAAGUAAUUACCGGUUAUUAUUAUUAUUACUAAAUUAAUUACUAAUAAGUUCAUAUAAAAAGAAAUCAAUAAUAACCAUAAACAAAUGGAGAAAAAUGUAUUAAAAACAUUCACCACUGAAAAGUGUUACUUAAGAACAACGAGAUCUCGUACGAAAAAAUUAAAAAAUUAUCGCAAGUCGAGGACGAAAUUUCGUUUAAUUGGAAGUUGCCUAAUGGAUGCUGUUAUGGAAACGAAUCGACAAGAUUUAUUUACGUGCCCAUUUUGUAGAAGGAUUAUUAACGUUCCUGUAACGAUUCGGUGUGGACAUACGUUUUGUUAUGAUUGUUUGAACGGUUUUGCUGUGAAUAAUAGUAAUAGAAAAUGUAGCGAGUGUUUAACAGAAAUCGACGAUAAUAAUUUUUCGGUUAACGUUCUCGUACAGGAUUUCGUUGAUAAAUGGAGAGAAAGGAAUGAAGAUUAUUGUGAAAAUGAUGUAAAAGAAUUUUUGGGUCUUGAGCCAAGGUACUGUUUAAGGUCGAGGUACGCAGGAUUGUCAAGCAAAAACGGUUUGGACGAAGAUAAUAUACACAAAAUAUUCAAAAAGUUCUUCAGGAAAGCAAAACGAUACAGUUCUACAUUGAAGACCAAUUUAAAUCGAUUAAAAAUCGAAGAAAAUAUUUCUUGGGGUAACGAAUUCGUUAUUGGUGAUAAUAAUUCUGAAAAUGAUAGUUUUAAAUAUGUUAUUAAUACGUUAUUUUCAUCAAGAGAACAAGCUUUGAAAGAAUUUUGGUGUCACGUCACAAUUUCCGAUUUAGAAUGUAUUUUGUGCAGUCAGUGUUAUUUGGAUCCAAUUACAACGGCUUGUGGGCAUACGUUUUGUCGAGAUUGUCUGGCAAGAGUCGUCGAUCAUGGUUUAGCAUGCCCGUUAUGUAUGGCACCAUUAAGCCCGAACGAUCUUUCUCGGGGCAGCACCAAAAUUCUCGAUCAAGCAAUGAGAAUUAUCGUUCCAAGUCAAUAUGAAGAAAGACUUUUUGUUAACACUAAAGAAAUACACGUUUUAGAACACGAAUGCGAGGUUCCAGUAUUUGUUUGUACAAAUGCCUUUCCUGGUGUGGCUUGUCCUUUAUACGUUUACGAACCAAGAUAUCGUUUAUUAGCAAGACGGUGUCUUCAGUCAUCGACAAAACAAUUUGCAAUGGCCGGAAAAAUCGAAAAUGAUCUUUUCGCAUCGUUUGGAACGAUUUUAGAGGUUAAAGACGCGGUUCAUUUACAUGACGGAAGAUCAAUUUUAACCACAGUUGGUGUUCGAAGAUUUAAAGUGUUAGAUAAAGGCGAAAAAGAUGGUUAUGAUACAGCAAAGGUUCAAUUUAUACGAGAUACGGUGGUUUCAAACGAAAAAUUAACAGAAUUGAUUAAUUUGCAUCAAAGGGUGCACAAUAAAGCCGUGAAGUUUGUUAGUUCCUUAGCUCCAAGGUUUCUAAUUGAAAUCGAAAGCUCAAUCGGGCAAAUGCCACGACCUGAAGAAAAUUGGUUUUCAUUACCUGAUGGGCCGUCAUGGGCUUGGUGGUUAAUGCCUAUUUUACCAUUAACAACUCAACUUCAAGUUGGAUUUCUUAGUACGACGAGUUUAGAAAAACGUUUAAGAGCAAUCGAUAAAAUGUUGGAACACAUGAAAGUAAAAAUGAAGGCUUUGGAACGAAACACACUGAAAUGUAACGAUUCGAAUGAAUCGAGUGAUUCAUGUAGAUUUUGGUUGAUAUAAAAAUGAUAAUCAUUAAGCUUUUGGAGUAUUGAACGAAAGAAAAAAGAUAAAAAGAAAUCUGAGAAAACGAUUUUUUUAUAUUAAAGUUUCUUUUCUUUUUAUAAUAA
Messenger RNA from Onthophagus taurus, 2271 nucleotides. RefSeq names its product LON peptidase N-terminal domain and RING finger protein 1. The record is from RefSeq and is a predicted model, not a curated record. NCBI's taxonomy places the organism in Eukaryota, Metazoa, Arthropoda, Insecta, Coleoptera, Scarabaeidae.